CGGGGCGGGGGUGGGGGUGGGCAUAGAAGAAAUGGUCAAAGCGGAGGCCCGGGGCCUGACUUGAUACUUCCGGCGAUUAAGCGCGCGGUCAAAGACGACCCGCAUGCUCCGUUUCGUGAGCGGAUCGAUAUGGCAUCGCGUCGUUCCUCGGACCUCCGCCCGAGUCAACUUAAUUGAUCCCAUGGUCAUAAUCACAGAUGAUGGCCGUCCAACAUGGCGGUACAGUCGAUUUUCCAUAAUUGUUACACUAUGCUGCUCAUACGGGAUGCUCGCGAAGCUCGGCAUCGAGCCGAUGACGACGACUGCUUCUGAGCAUUCGGUAACGACUCGGUGUAACGACCGUCUGAUGGUCAGCAUCUACCUCCGGCUCGCUCGCUCGCGAGUUGUGCACUUCGUGAGUCUCUGCUGCUGCUGCUGCUGCUCGUUAAUGAUCAACUGCUCGUCGAGCGCAAGUAUGUGAUUAAUGAGCUACAUCUGGAGCGUGGACUCUUGGGAUUGAACGUCCGGCCGAUUAUGCCACGAGUUCAUAUUGCUUCGGCACCUUUGACUGUAUUCUCUCUCCAGAAAGUUUAGUUUAGCUCGAGCGGUCGCGAAGCGAGGACAAAGCUUCCACUGUGAUGUUACUGGAGCCGGCCUGAUGUCUAAUCGUUUCAUCCGCGUACGUUCUUGACCGGGUCUUCGUCCUUUUUGUCAUUUCUUAAGUCGGCGUUAUAACUUCGCGACUGCGUCCGGCCCGUGACUGUGAACAAGACUUGAACAGUCCUCUCAUCUCUAAAUAGUCGCAGGUGGAAGCUUUGGCAGCCAGUGUGAGCUCCUGGACCCUAUCCUUGGAUAACUACGUGCGUGGCAUGUAUUCCAAAAUGGACAUGGCAAGUUUAUAUCAUAUUUAUCGAAUGCAU
Messenger RNA from Marchantia polymorpha subsp. ruderalis, 899 nucleotides. The record is from the annotation of a GenBank genome assembly. Lineage: Eukaryota; Viridiplantae; Streptophyta; Marchantiopsida; Marchantiales; Marchantiaceae.